Molecule: messenger RNA, 826 nt
Organism: Spodoptera littoralis (African cotton leafworm)
Lineage: Eukaryota; Metazoa; Arthropoda; Insecta; Lepidoptera; Noctuidae
Source: the annotation of a GenBank genome assembly
AUCGCGAGACUAAUCCGACGCUCGCAACGUGUCCAAUGGCUGACAAAUCAGAAUUCAAUUAAAACUCUUUGUUUGGACUUGAUUAGUUUUUGUAUCAGUUCGCUCAUCCACGUGCGGUUGGACAUCUUCAAAAGGAUAGUUCUAACAUUUUGGGGUUUAUGAAAGAUUUUCUUACGUGAUUCAAUUGAAAAGUUAAUGGUGGAAACGCGAAAUGGGUGCUUUCACAACAACAAUUGUGCUCCUGACUUUAUUCACUGUGGUCUAUGGUGAUGAUGAAGCCUUGUCUUUGAAACUAACCAUUCCAGAUGUGAUGACAACUUUCUCAACCAUAGACCGCAUGCUUAAGGCCCUCCAAGGACCUGACCCGGACGCUGUCGGCGGCGGCCACUCAAUAGCAGAAAAUCUUUUAAUGAAGGUAAAAUGGUAUCUCUAUGGUUACUUCAGUAAACUGAUAGACAUGUACCAAAUGCGAAGAAAUCUGAAGCCUUUGGUGGAAUUGGGUCGCGGAGCACCCAAAUAUCCGGUGGUCAACUAUCCGAAUAACUAUUUUGCAAAACGUCUCAAAUAUAUACUAAAUCUCAAAAAGAAACGAGAAGAACAAAAAGUCAGCAAAUGAAUGUAUAGAAUGAUGUUACUCAUCAUUCACGGUCACAAUCAUAAAAACAAAUUUGUUUUAUUUCAUUAAAUAUGUACCUAUUUCAUCAACAAUCUAUAAGUGCCUAUUUCUGAACAAAGCCUCUUCUCACAUGGAGAAGGUUUGAGCAGUAAUCACCACUCUUGCUCAUUGCGGGUUGGCGAUUUAUCCUUACUAAUAUUAUAAAUCGGA